CGUAAGAAAAUGGUCACCUCGAAAUUUCCCGACGCAGACUCCGGUUCAGCCUUCGAAAAAGUCUGAGAGAAAUAUGGCGUGAUAAGAAAAACGAGGGAAAAGUGCAACGGUCUGGGUUUUUUUUUCUUCUCCCCCCCCCCCCUCAGUAGAAGCAGAGCUGCUGCCGCUGCCCGGAACUUUUCUCUUUUUCCUUUUUUUUUUCUGGUCGGGGGGCGACGGUGGCGGCGGCUCUUUCCCCGGAGCGGUGUCACAUUUUGCCCAGCCCCAUGCAAAACCUAACGGUCCCUGGCAGCCCCAGCAACUCCAAUGUCACCUGCUCUUGCAACUGCACCGCUUCCCAGCCCCAGGGAAUGGAGAUAUCUGAACUCGAGUUUGUUCAGAUUAUCAUCAUCAUUGUGGUGAUGACAGUGAUGGUGGUGGUGAUCAUCUGCCUGCUCAACCACUACAAGCUCUCCACCUGGUCCUUCAUAACAAGACAGAGUCAGGCACGCAGGCACGACCACGCCCUGCAACAGGAUGGGUGUCUGUGGCCUUCGGACAGUGGCUCUCGACAAGGUGCCUCUGAGGUGCUGUAUGCUCCACAGGCCAGGGAGCGCUUCACAGCUCCCUCUUUCAUGCAGCGAGACCGCUUCAGCCGCUUCCAGCCCACCUACCCCUACCUGCAGCACCAGAUCGACCUGCCGCCGACCAUCUCGCUGUCCGACGGCGAGGAGCCCCCGCCCUACCAGGGGCCCUGCACCCUGCAGCUCCGCGAUCCAGAGCAGCAGAUGGAGCUCAACCGCGAGUCAGUGAGGGCCCCGCCCAACCGGACCAUAUACGACAGCGACUUGAUCGACAUGGGAGGCGGAGGCGGGGUCGGGGGAGGAGGAGGAGGCGGAGGACCAAGGCCGCCCAGCAGUAACUCGGGCAUCAGCGCGGCAAACUCGAGCAGUCACGGACGCAUGGAGGGCCCUCCGCCGGCAUACAGCGAGGUGAUGGGGCACUACCCGGGCUCGGCGUUCUUUUUACACCAGCACAGCAAUAACCAGAGGGCAGGGCAAGGGAGCAGGACGAUCCAGCAGCAAGGCCAAUCAGAAAGCACAAUAGUACCUGCCAAGGCCAAGGAUGGCCAACCUGAGGACCUGGUGUGAGAAAGAAGGGGAGGGGCUGAGCACCUGAGACUCGAGUACUACGUCUCCUCCUCCUCGCCCCUCUUUCGUGAUCACCUGUGAGGAGUGGUCUCUAUCUUUCUCUCUGUAACUUUUCUCUAUAUCUUUCUAUAUAUCUGUCUUUCUCGCUCUCUCUUUCACCUCUCCUCUCUCCACACUCCCAUGCACAAAUAAAUAUCAACCUUAGCUACAACAAAAUAAGGCAAGA
This is a messenger RNA of Lampris incognitus (smalleye Pacific opah), 1356 nucleotides long. Its product is annotated as low-density lipoprotein receptor class A domain-containing protein 4-like. The record is from RefSeq and is a predicted model, not a curated record. The transcript is spliced from 4 exons. Bases 267 to 1130 code for a protein of 287 amino acids. Lineage: Eukaryota; Metazoa; Chordata; Actinopteri; Lampriformes; Lampridae. Gene Ontology annotation, biological process: negative regulation of transforming growth factor beta receptor signaling pathway. Gene Ontology annotation, molecular function: R-SMAD binding. Gene Ontology annotation, cellular component: early endosome membrane; Golgi membrane.